Molecule: messenger RNA, 738 nt
Organism: Octopus bimaculoides (California two-spot octopus)
Lineage: Eukaryota; Metazoa; Mollusca; Cephalopoda; Octopoda; Octopodidae
Source: RefSeq, a predicted model, not a curated record
AUGUCGUCCCACAUGUUACCACAAUUCACGGGUGAUGCCAUCUUAUGGUUCGCGCAGCUAGAGGCUCACUUUGAUGCCUACGGAAUUUCUCCGACAAAUCAAUUGAAAUUCCUCUAUUGUAGUUUGUCUACAACACUUGCAACAUCUGCCAGGGAUCUAAUUACAUCCCCGAACCCAGACACCACUUAUGCGCCUAUAAAGGCAGAAAUAUUGCGAAGAACCACGAAGUUUGCCGAGAGCAGAUUUAAUGAACUGAUGGCUGAUGAAGAAUUAGGUGACAGGACUCCUUCAGAGUUCUUACGUCACCUAAGGGUGUUGAGCGGUGAGUCAACUGACGCCCUUCUCCUACGCAAGAUUUUCUUCUCGCGUCUGCCGGCUCACGUGCGCACAAUUUUGGCGACGGCGCUUGACGCCAACACUAUAGAUCAAGUCGCCACCAUGGCAGACAAAAUUCUUGAAUUUUCCGCACAGCCUGCAUACGGCGCCUGUGUCUCUUCGGAGGCUUCAUCAAUAGCCUCACAUAAAUCCUCCACCUUUGAUGUUCUUGCCGACAAAAUAGAUAAACUUACGCGUCGGGUGAAUGAUCUGUGCCGUACCAAGUGUUCUUCUUCAUGCUCUCGUGACAGAUCUCGAAGGAAUUCACCUUCCAAAACACAACCAGGUAUGUGCUAUUAUCAUGCGAAAUUCGCUGAUAAGGCACACAAGUGCAUUCAACCGUGCUCCUAUAAAGCCUCUUAA